GUGCCGGCGGGCUGUGAGCGGCUGCUCGGGCUCCGCGCCCCGCCCGCCCGCGGCCCCGGCCCCGCCGCCGCUCCCGCACCUGCCGCGCUCGCCCCGGGCCCGCCGCCGCCAUGGCGGACCCCGCCGAGUGCAGCAUCAAGGUGAUGUGCCGCUUCCGGCCCCUCAACGAGGCCGAGAUCCUGCGGGGCGACAAAUUCAUCCCCAAAUUCAAGGGCGACGAGACCGUGGUCAUCGGGCAAGGGAAGCCCUAUGUCUUUGACAGGGUGUUACCCCCUAACACCAGCCAGGAGCAAGUUUAUAAUGCCUGUGCCAAGCAGAUUGUCAAAGAUGUUCUGGAAGGUUACAAUGGCACAAUCUUUGCUUAUGGCCAGACCUCAUCAGGAAAAACACACACCAUGGAGGGGAAGCUGCACGACCCUCAGCUGAUGGGAAUCAUCCCCAGGAUUGCCCACGACAUCUUUGACCACAUCUACUCCAUGGAUGAGAACCUGGAGUUCCACAUCAAGGUUUCCUACUUUGAGAUAUAUUUGGACAAAAUAAGGGACCUACUUGAUGUGUCAAAGACAAACCUUGCUGUACAUGAAGAUAAAAACAGAGUUCCCUAUGUUAAGGGCUGUACAGAAAGGUUUGUGUCCAGUCCUGAAGAAGUUCUGGAUGUCAUUGAUGAAGGGAAGGCCAACAGGCACGUGGCUGUGACAAACAUGAAUGAGCACAGCUCGAGGAGCCACAGCAUCUUCCUCAUCAAUAUCAAACAGGAGAAUGUGGAAACAGAGAAAAAACUCAGUGGGAAGCUGUACCUGGUGGACCUGGCUGGCAGUGAGAAGGUCAGCAAAACUGGAGCAGAGGGGGCUGUUCUGGAUGAAGCUAAAAAUAUCAAUAAGUCUUUGUCUGCCCUGGGCAAUGUGAUCUCAGCCUUGGCAGAGGGAACUAAAACCCACGUUCCCUACAGAGACAGCAAGAUGACCAGGAUCCUGCAGGAUUCCCUGGGGGGCAACUGCAGGACCACCAUUGUCAUCUGCUGCUCCCCCUCCGUGUUCAACGAGGCUGAGACCAAAUCCACCCUGAUGUUUGGCCAGAGGGCCAAGACCAUCAAGAACACAGUGUCUGUGAACCUGGAGCUGACAGCAGAGGAGUGGAAGAAGAAAUAUGAGAAGGAGAAGGACAAGAACAAGAGUUUAAAGAAUGUUAUCCAGCACCUGGAGCUGGAGCUGAACAGGUGGAGGAAUGGUGAAGCUGUGCCUGAGGAGGAGCAGAUCAGUGCCAAGGACCAGAAGAACCUGGAGCCUUGUGAUAACACCCCAAUUAUUGAUAACAUCACCCCUGUGGUUUCCAGCAUCUCCACAGAGGAGAAGCAGAAAUAUGAGGAGGAGAUUGCCAGUCUCUACAGGCAGCUGGAUGAUAAGGAUGAUGAAAUCAACCAGCAGAGCCAGUUGGCUGAAAAAUUAAAGCAGCAAAUGUUGGAUCAAGAGGAGCUUCUGGCCUCCACGAGGAGGGAUUAUGAGAAGAUCCAGGAGGAGCUGACCCGGCUGCAGAUCGAGAAUGAAGCAGCCAAGGAUGAAGUGAAGGAGGUGCUGCAAGCCCUGGAAGAGCUGGCUGUCAAUUAUGACCAAAAAUCCCAGGAAGUGGAGGACAAAACCAGGACUAACGAACAGCUGGCAGAUGAGCUGGCACAGAAAAGUAGUGCCCUGACAGCCACCCAGAGGGAGCUGGGCCAGUUGCAGGAGCUCAGCAACCACCAGAAGAAGAGAGCCACAGAAAUCCUGAACCUGCUGCUGAAGGAUCUGGGGGAGAUCGGGGGAAUCAUCGGCACCAACGACGUGAAAACCUUGGCAGAUGUGAACGGGGUGAUCGAGGAGGAGUUCACCAUGGCCAGGCUCUACAUCAGCAAGAUGAAAUCAGAGGUGAAGUCUCUGGUGAACAGGAGCAAGCAGCUGGAGAGUGCCCAGAUGGACUCCAACAGGAAGAUGAACGCCAGCGAGAGGGAGCUCGCAGCCUGCCAGCUCCUCAUCUCCCAGCAUGAAGCCAAGAUCAAAUCCCUGACAGACUACAUGCAGAACAUGGAGCAGAAGAGGAGGCAGCUGGAGGAGUCCCAGGACUCCCUCAACGAGGAACUGGCCAAGUUACGUGCUCAAGAGAAAAUGCACGAAGUCAGCUUCAAGGACAAGGAGAAGGAGCACCUGACACGACUCCAGGAUGCAGAGGAGAUGAAGAAGGCUCUGGAGCAGCAGAUGGAGAGCCACAGGGAAGCCCACCAGAAGCAGCUGUCCAGGCUGAGGGAUGAAAUCGAGGAGAAGCAGAAAAUCAUCGAUGAAAUCAGGGACAUGAACCAGAAGCUGCAGCUGGAACAAGAGAAGCUGAGUGCUGACUAUGAUAAAUUAAAAAUUGAGGACCAGGAAAGAGAAAUGAAACUGGAAAAGCUCAUACUCCUUAAUGAUAAAAGGGAACAAGCAAGAGAAGACCUUAAAGGACUGGAGGAAACAGUGGCAAGGGAGCUUCAGACUCUUCACAAUCUGCGCAAACUUUUUGUCCAGGAUCUUACCACCCGUGUUAAAAAAAGUGUUGAACUGGACAGUGAUGAUGGAGGUGGAAGCGCUGCGCAGAAGCAGAAAAUUUCCUUUCUUGAGAACAACCUGGAACAACUUACAAAGGUUCACAAACAGCUGGUACGUGAUAAUGCAGAUCUUCGUUGCGAGCUUCCUAAGCUGGAGAAACGCCUUCGAGCUACGGCAGAGAGAGUCAAGGCCCUGGAGAGUGCACUGAAGGAGGCCAAGGAGAAUGCCAUGCGCGACCGCAAGCGCUACCAGCAGGAGGUGGAUCGCAUUAAGGAGGCCGUGAGAGCCAAAAACAUGGCCAGGAGAGCACACUCUGCCCAAAUUGCCAAGCCCAUCCGCCCCGGUCACUACCCAGCGUCGUCUCCGACGGCCGUCCACGCCAUCCGAGGGGGAGGGAUGUCCAACUCCAGCUACUACCACAGCACCAAAUAAACCAGAGGCCAGUUCCACUUAGCAUGUUAAGGACUGUCAUUAAGCCACAUUAGUUUCUUUUUCUGCCCCUCUCCAACCACGUCCUGCCCAUCCUGCGCUUCCCACGGCUCCAGGUACUCCGAGCUUCGUAGGAUCUCCACGUGUACAGAAGUGUCCGGCUCAGCUCCUCCAGAUCCUUGUACAAUUUCUGGACCAUUCCCACCUCAGUAAGGACGAUAGGGAGUCUGCCACUCCGAAUUCCACGAGCCCUUGGCGCUGCUUAGGUUGGGGCUUCUCCACUCUGAGUGAUUUUUUUUUGGUUUUUUUUGUUUUUUUUUCCCGAGUCCUCCAUUGGCAUCAGUAAUUCUCAACUUCUGGCAUCGAGGAAUUAAUUAUUCAAUGACCAAGUGCCAUCAAAGGCAGGUGAUUGUGCUCUGUCAUGACUGAUUUCCUGUAUAAUAUACAUAUUAUUUUAUAUUUUUAGGGGAUGAAAAUGUGCUGCUAUGUGGUUUAAUUUUACUGCUUAACAUUUUCAGAAGGAAAUUUCCCCAAAGAAGCAUUUGUAAUAUCCUGAUUUAAAACACAAAAAGAAAAAAAAAAAAAAUCUUUGGACUGUGUAAAAUAACCUUUAUUGCAGUACCUGGUAAAGAACAAAUGGGAUGCAGAGAAAUCUGUUAGUAUAGACCUAGGAUUUGAAGUUUGGUAGUUCCAUGAAUUUAUCUGUGUGACCUGUUUUAAAAUUAAGCUCCUGUUUCCUUGUAGUUCUCCCUACAGUGGUGAGUUUUCCUGGAAAGGGAUGGCUUAGCCACAUGUUUGUAAGAGUUGUUCCCUAGGAAUUUUUGAAGGAUUUCAGAAUGCUGUGGAAAUCUUGCCUUGGAAAAUCCAACAAGCAUCUCCCUCCUCCCCCUUUCCCCAGACAAGCCCCGAUCUGUUCACACCGGAAUUCACAUCCCGGAGGGAACAAAGGAAAAUAAAAUCCUCCAAACCCUCCCUUCAAAAAAUCCAAAAGGAGGUGAGAGCUGCACACUCGAGCUGUCCUUUGCAGACCAAAUUUGGGAUUUUUUUUUUUUUUUUUUUUUUGCUGGGAUGUGAGGAGCACAUUGCCAGGGGAAGGGAAUGUCUUUCCAAGCCACCAUAUCCACUCAUCCUACGGAAGGGAAGGAAAAGCCUUCCUUGGAUCUCUCAGACAGCAAAUUUCAAUCUUCCCAGCAAGGGGGCACUGGAAUUGCUCUGGGAAAGUUCUGCUGGCAGGCAGAAGGUGCUGCUCCUCCUCCUCCUCCUCCCUCCACAUCUCCUGGGGCAGGUGGGACUCCAGGAAAUUGGAAUUCCAGGAAGGCUCCGGCCAAGCGUAGCCCUCUGGUCUUCUUUUUGCUCUUCUUUAAUUUGAGAUCGAUUGGGAUUUUUUUUUUUUUUUUAAUUUCUGAAUGUGUAGGUGUAGAACUCUUCAGUUCCAUAGAGUGUUUUGGAAGAUUGUGAGUUGACUUUAGAUAUUUUUUUCUACUGAAAUUAGGGUGUUGCAAAGUAAGUUGAACUUAAUUUAACUGGUUUUGUUUUUUUGUUUUUGUUUUUGUUUUUUUUUUUAAUGUUGCACUAUUUUGGGAGAGCAUUUUGCUAAACAUAUUUAAUGAAGUUGCAGAUUUGCAUGUAUUUAAUUUAUUUUGUAUUUUCCAAAGUUUUUUAUAUUUUCUUUCGUUACAUGCAUGUGCACUGCCAGAAGAAUGAACUGUGAACUUGCCAUAUGCAAUCUUUAAUAAAAUCACUAACUCAGAACUACUCUGUGCUAUCUUACCAGCUGCUCAGAGCUGAGGUUUCUAUUAGGAAUUAAUAAUCCUCUUGUUUUGGUUCUAGGAAAAGAUCCCAAGCUUAUUUGCUGUCGAAGGUUUUUGUACUGUAUGCUAAUUUUUUGUUGUGUCUCUCAGAGUUUGGUAUGGAAUUCUGUUGUAAAUGCAGCAUUCAUGACAACAAAAAGGUGCAUCACCAGGAAUUUUUGGGGGGACAGCUGUGCCAGCUCCCUGCAGCUUGAGGGAGAAGGGAACUUGGACAUCUCUUCCUCGUGCUGGUGCUGAUCAGCCAGUCAGUGCCACCAGCAGCAAAACGACGAAAUUUCUCCAAGUUCCCUUCUACACCAACACUGCAGCAGGAAUUUCAGCAAUGUCCCACAGAUGCCUUAGGCUAAAAUCCUCAAAAUGAAAUACCUGAGGUAUUUGAUAAUUGGAGAUGUUGAAUUCUCAGCUGAACAUACUCUGCUUGUAUCGAUUCUUAUUUUUGGAGCCUAUUUUAAUUAGGCAACUUCAGUUUGUAUGGCGUGUUGUAUAUUCAACUUUUGUACCAUUUUUAAAGCUUUCACAUUUUAUAUCUGGAAAGGAAAACCACACAUCUGCUCUGCAGGGAUCAGAACCUGUCUCUUGCUGUUUCCUGACCCCAUCUUCCUUUCUUUGCUCUUUGAGUGUUGUGUUCUAUUUAUUCCAGGCUCAUUUUUAAAGUUGUGGUUUGUACAGCGCAAAUGAAAUUUCACAUCUCAAAAAUGUCAUGCAUGGGACAAAUUGGGGUGGAAAUACCAUUCCUGAAUGGAAAACGGAUUUCAGAUGGAACUAAAGUGCAUAUUGUUCUUUUUGCUAGUAAUUGAAAAGUAUUUCUGGCUCACUUGAGCUUUUCUUAAUGAUAUGUUCAAAUAUCUUGUGUUUGUCCUUGAGUUCACGUUUCAUCGACUUGUUUUCUGGAAAGCAAGGAAAGUUUUAAGCUUGGAAAAACCUUAGCUGAUGCAUUUUUAAGUUUUGUAUUAAAGCCAACAAGGGUGAGAGUUGGAUUAUCCUGAAAACUUAAAAAUAAGUCACCAAAAAAGUUUUUGCUACAACAGUUCCUGCCCACAGAGCCUUGAGCAGCUUUUCAAUUUCACUUUAUAAAGCCUGAUGGACUAAGAGCCACAUUUGCCUGAAAUCUUUAUAAAUUGUAGGGUCAUGGAAUGGUUUGGGUGGAAGAUCAGCUGAUUUCACACCCUGCUAUGGGCAGGGACACCUUCCACUAUUCCAGGUUACUCCAAGCCCCAUCCAACCUGGCCUUGGGCACUUCCAGGGAUUCAGAGGAAGCCACAGCUACUCUGGGCCUCCCCACCCUCACAGAAUUCCUUCCCAAUAUCCCAUCCAACCCUGCCCUAAGGCUUAAAAAAAAAAAAUAAAUAAACAAAAUCAAGAAUUUUAACUUGAACUUGAUUUUAUUUGACGGCGACGAAAGUCCAAAAGAAAAGGGCUCAUCAGCUUCCCGUUGCUGGAGGAGAAAUACCUCACACAACCACGACUGAAGUACUCCUCCAUGGAAAGGGGGUUAAAAAAGGGAAAGAAAUGGUCAGGAUAAUCUGAAUCUCCCCUUGCUCUGAGUUGUGUCCUGUCUGUGCCUGCAGGAACCGCGCCCCGGCCCCAUCCGCUGUGCGGGAUGGCAUUCUGUACCUUUCCCUGUCUCCUCUGUAAAGUGUGUAACGUGUACUGCAGAUGUGUAUCUCUGGGCUCUAUGUAUCUUUACAGUAGUGUUCAAUUUAGGAGAAAAAAAAAAAAAAAAAAAAGAAAA
Molecule: messenger RNA, 6524 nt
Organism: Oenanthe melanoleuca
Lineage: Eukaryota; Metazoa; Chordata; Aves; Passeriformes; Muscicapidae
Gene: KIF5C
Product: kinesin family member 5C
Exons: 26
Coding region: 111-2984 (957 amino acids)
Biological process (GO): microtubule-based movement
Molecular function (GO): microtubule motor activity; ATP binding; microtubule binding
Source: RefSeq, a predicted model, not a curated record